This is a messenger RNA of Acanthoscelides obtectus, 3032 nucleotides long. Lineage: Eukaryota; Metazoa; Arthropoda; Insecta; Coleoptera; Chrysomelidae. The record is from the annotation of a GenBank genome assembly.
UCUUGCAAAAUUUACCUAAAGAGGUUGUAGAAAGUAGACGAGGCGCGGAGUUUCAAGCACGUAGUAGAUAAAAACAAGUGACACAUCCGUCAUGCGCAGAAAGGUGCAGUCGGCGGUUUCCGGUAAAUAUUUCGUUUUUGGUUCAUGUGUUGUUCUGGAAAAUGAUCAAUUUUUUAAUUUUCAAUAAAAUAUGAACAAAUUCUGCUAAUUCGAUUAGGAAUAAAACGCUAGUUUAUUAAAAAUGGGUGUCGGCGAUCUUCAGACGUUUUUGGAAAGUCCCAGUUUGGAAGGUGGAGCUGUAUCCGUAGAUUUGUUGAAAAUAGCAAGGAAUGUAACUCAAAGACAACAACCUCAUAACACCAAUCGUAAAAUUAGACCAAUAGGUAAUAAGUUGAAACUCAUCAUUGAUGCUGAAAACUGCUUGGACAGAUUGUAUGGUGGAUACUUCUCAGAUUGGGCAUGUGGGGGUCAAUGGAACCGUAUGGUACAGUUCCUUUCAUUACUGACUAGAGCUAUUGAACGCGGCAACAUUGAACUGGCAGUCGUCUUCAAUGGCACUAUUGAGCAGUGUCGUAUGAAUGAAUGGGUGGCUGAACAAGCAAACAUCAGACAGCGCGUAGGUAUGGUGUUGAAGCAUAUCAACACUAAAGCCACCCCACCACCGAAAAUUUGGUGGGCUCCACCAACAUGUCUCAGGUCAGCACUAAGGAUGGCUCUUAGGCAUUUAGGUGUUACAGUGAUGUGUACCAUGGAUGAUCAUCAUCAAGAGGUUAUAGCUUAUUGUCGAGAAUAUGGUUUUCAUGGUUUGCUUGCCGACGAUGCAGAAUAUGCUGCGUUUGACCCGCCUAGGUAUUUUUCUGCAGAAAAUUUGAAGCUCACAUAUAAGGGUUCUGUUGAAACCAAAGAGUACAUGAUAAGCGAGCUUACAAAGACGUUAAAGGUAACUCAAGAACAAGUAUGCAUUAUGGCUGCUUUGUUAGGAAACUUUUUGUUACCAGAAAGUGAUCUCCAGGACCUGUACAAGAAGCUGGGUCUAACCAAAGGAGAAAAUAGUGCAGAAAGUAACAUAAAGAAACUGGCAGAAUAUGUAGGCACCUUGCCAUCCCCUUCGAAUAUGGAUGUUUUGGUUGUAGCAGUUUUUGGCAUUCCUGAAGAUAAAAGAGCCUCGAAAUUCCGUCAAUCUGUUCAGUAUUAUUUAAAUGGGACCGCUAGCGGAUUUUUGAAGUAUUGCACGCCACCAACUAAAUCUAAGAAGGACAAAAAUAAGGCGCAACCACAGGCACCUGUUUCAAAUGAAAAAGAUGCUGCUAAUAAUGUUAAUGUUAAAACAGAUGAUCAUGAUUUAGAUACCUCAGGAUUUGCUUCUGAAACCACAGAACAGGAACAAGAGACCCUGCAGAACUACAAGCAAGCUACAGCACAUUCAGUGGUCACCAGUUUUGAUGGUCUGGAUGUAAACUUGUUAAAAAACAUAAACAGCGGUAAAUUCAUCAGCAUAAACGAACCGUACAGUGCAGUCUAUAAGUUGUCUUUUAUAGAUGAUUCACCUCUGUCAUCAGAUUCGUCCAGAUUCAAUGGCAUCUCAAAUGGUUCAGUGGGCUCCGUGAAGAGCAUACCUGGCAGUUCUGGUCAAAGGGUAAACCUGUUGGUGGGUAACAGCAGCAGCAGCAAUACCUCUGAAAACAGUAAAAAUAGCCCCAACAGUGGAUCCGGAUCACAGAAGGCACAAAAACAAUCAGUUAGUAACAAUGCAGUGACACCCUCCGUUUCACCUGAUGUUCUGCGCACCGCUUCUCUCCGUCAUCAAAAGGUUUGAUGGCACCCACAAUCCUACACGUACUGAGUACUCAAGAAGUGCGUUUGCCAUGUCUCAUGGAAGAUGAGGGAAACAGGGAGUUCCCACCAAUCCAUGACAUAUAUGGGCCACUUAGAAAGCGGGUCUAUGCCGUACUGUUCAACCUUCACCAUCUUAGAUAUGUGCAUGCCAAGAAGAAAGAAUCUGGAGAGCUACCAGAAAAUGUCCCCCAGCCGGAUAUUUUAGUGAAAGAAUGGAUCUAUAGUCGAUCGAAUCCUUAUCAGUAUGCAGAGGAAGUGAAGGCAGAGCCCCUUCCAUGGGCCGUACCUACUCUUCAAAGAUUGUGGUUUGGGCCUUCUGUAGACGACAAACGUCGUAGGAUGAGAGCUUUACUAUCAUGCCUCAAUUCGGAUACACCGCUGAUACUGAACACCGCGUAUGUACCUCAACACAUGUUGAUAAUGGCGUGCGUUCUGAGAUACAUAAUGUCACAGGACAGGCCGAUCAUGAGGCGACAUGAACUCGAUGCAUUCCUUUGCCAUGCUUUUAAUCCUAACUUGAUGAACCCACAGUAUUUGCAAGAAUUAACGGUAAGGCUUUCAUAUGUCUAUAUUUUUACCUUCCACCAAGUACCAACACUGCAAGUAUUUUUCACAGUGUUGGUGUGAUACGGAAGGAUAUUGACUUAUCUGCAAUGCAGUAGAUGUUGUAAGUCUAUUACUUCUUCUAAAGUAACUCAGAUUACAUAUUUUUAAUACCUUUUUUUUUAUAAAACUUGUACACCCGUAGAUCCCUGGGAAGCGGAAUCCGCCAACCGUCAUAUUUUAUUGAUACCCAGUAUACCUGGGAGUGGAAAUCCUUUUUUCUAACAGACCAUUUAUGGUUAUGCAUCAGAAAUUGUAUAAAUGUGUCAAAAGUCACCCAAUUGACAUAGCACUUGUGGAGGGGGUAACAAUUAUUACUCCUCAAUACCUCUUCCAACCUAUUUCAUGCUUCAAUUCCUGAUACUGUGCAACGGUAAAAUGUACCCAACAGAUCGUUCUUCAUUUAGAGUCUUUAUAAUACAUAUACGCACCACGACAAAUUUAAGGAGAAGGUAGGCUUUGGACUGACCUCCCAAAUAACAAAAACUUACCUAUGUAUAUAAACGUGCCACCGUUUUUGAGAUAUUGAAUUUUUUCUUAAAUUUUAAAAAACCAACCUUUUCAUCUGUGGUCUUUAGCUGCAUGUACAAAUA